AUGCGAAGAAGAUUGAUAGUUUCUGUCUCUGAAGAGGAAGAACAAAAAGUGAAUUUCGAAAAAAUACUUCGAAAUAAUCACAUUGAGUACAAUGAAAACGAGGAAUACUAUUUAAAGUCCUCAUUGCAACUGUCAAAAAUAGCAGUAGAGUGCGGAAAGAUUAUGAAGAGGAAACAUACAAACCCAAAGAAGGCUUUAAAAUUGAUAAAGCUGCUUCAAGAGAAUGACCCUCAAAUUAUAACCAGUGUUUACCAGAUCAUACUUGAAUUACACAUUUUUGAUCAGUUUAUUUUUGACUCAAGUUUCGAGCCGUUCUUGAAUGAGGCAAAUUUGGUAGUCAAGGUGUGGGGGCCGCUUUUUGAGAAAUGCUUUAGACAAUCAGGGAUCAUUUUGCAGUGGGGAGCCAUACACGAAGAUAUCGGCCGUGGUCAUUCUGGAAAGAAGACCAGGGCUGGAGAGUCUUUUGUAACCAGCAAGCUCUGUCUGAGCGUUAUCGCUUGGGAACCAAUUCAAAAUACUGUUAAUGGUGUCGCCAUUAACGAAUUUUCAAGAAAGACAAAUCAGCCCAGUUAUUUUUACGUUCUGAACAGAGCCGUUCUCUGUGCGAAGGCGUUCCUCAACAAGAUUAUCAAUCGUUGCCCUCAUAUUAGGCCAUCUGAAAUUGAACAACUUUCUGUACCUUUUGUAUUGAUAAUGAGAUUUGAAAGCCAAGUAUUCGUAUUAAAGAUGAAAGAUCCUAAGGUUUACGUUCUCAAGCGUCUUUUCACGGUGCGAAUCCCUCAAACUAUUGAAGAUCUAGAGACUGGUAUUAAUACGCUACUCUCUGGUGUUCUAUUUCUGAAGAAAUUUUGUUUGAAACUGAACAUGGUUGUGAAUGAUCUUGCUAAAAAAAUAAGAUGA
Messenger RNA from Mucor velutinosus, 900 nucleotides. RefSeq lists its product as uncharacterized. The record is from RefSeq and is a predicted model, not a curated record. The transcript has 7 exons. Lineage: Eukaryota; Fungi; Mucoromycota; Mucoromycetes; Mucorales; Mucoraceae. The coding region runs from base 1 to 900 and encodes 299 amino acids.